UUUGACAUAUUCAAAGCACAACUUUCACCUCAAAUUAUUAAUUACUACAACGGAGUUAAUCAAUCUUGCGUUUUUGGUCAGCUCGAGUCUCGUUCCUGCAAAUAUUCCCAUGGCGGCCGUCACCCGCCUUACGAACCGCGCGUCCUUCCUCUCUUCUUCCCUCGCGAGAAGAUAUCUAUCUUCCGACCUCAACUCCCACGCGCCGCCGUACAACUCUACGCCAUUCCGCCUUGUUCCUCCGCGCGAAGAAGAUCAUAAGAACAGCCACGUGCGGUGGGUCUUCCUCGGUUGUCCUGGCGUCGGGAAAGGUACCUACGCUAGCCGCCUAUCUAGUCUCCUUUCUGUUCCUCACAUCGCCACCGGUGAUCUCGUUCGCGAAGAGCUCGCUUCCUCUGGCCCCCUUUCUUCUCAGCUAUCAGAAAUUGUAAAACAAGGUCAAUUGGUGCCAGAUGAAAUUAUUAUAAAUUUAUUGUCAAAGAGACUUGAUUCUGGGGAAGCUAAAGGAAAACUGGGAUUUAUUCUCGAUGGUUUUCCUCGAACAAUAAAGCAAGCAGAAAUAUUGGAAGGGGUGGCUGACAUUGACUUGGUUAUAAAUCUGAGGCUUCGAGAAGAUGUACUGCUUGAGAAAUGCCUAGGUAGGAGGAUUUGCAAUCAGUGUGGUGGAAAUUUUAAUGUUGCUUCCAUUGACAUCAAGGCUAAGAAUGGGAGCCCUGCAGUUGUCAUGGCUCCACUUCUUCCUCCAACGAAUUGUAUGUCAAAGCUCAUUACUCGAUCAGAUGAUACUGAAUCAGUUGUCAAAGAAAGGCUUCGAAUAUACAAUGAAACGAGUCGACCUGUGGAGGAGUUUUACCGUAGUAGAGGAAAAUUAUUGGAGUUUAACCUGCCUGGAGGAAUCCCAGAAUCUUGGCCAAAGUUGCUACAUGCUCUCAAUCUUGAUGAUUAUGAGGAUAAGCACUCUGCUGCAGCUUAAGGAUAGCAUAUAGUAAUAAUAAUAAUGUACCAUAUUUUAUUCUUUGCAUGCAUAUAUUGUAUGCUCGACAUUUUUGUAGGAAAGAGAACCAAAGAAAAAGGAUUUCUCUAUUAGUAUUAUUUUCAACCAAUAAUGAUAUUGGAAGUGUUGUAAUAAUCUGAUAAAACUGAUAGGAUUGGGUCUUCUUUUCUUUUUAAAUAUGGUUAAAUUGGAGGGAUUUCAGUGCUUUUGAAAUCAUUGUGAAGGUGUAUAGUUGCUUGCCAAUAAGCUUGUGCAUCAUAUUGCUGUAUAGUUGUAACUUGAAUGGAAAUAAACUAGUAAUUUAUUUCAUCAUUA
Cicer arietinum (chickpea) is the source of this 1306-nucleotide messenger RNA. Its product is annotated as probable adenylate kinase 1, chloroplastic. Gene Ontology annotation, biological process: nucleobase-containing compound metabolic process. The record is from RefSeq and is a predicted model, not a curated record. Lineage: Eukaryota; Viridiplantae; Streptophyta; Magnoliopsida; Fabales; Fabaceae. Gene Ontology annotation, molecular function: AMP kinase activity; ATP binding.